Effrenium voratum is the source of this 924-nucleotide messenger RNA. NCBI's taxonomy places the organism in Eukaryota, Dinophyceae, Suessiales, Symbiodiniaceae. The record is from the annotation of a GenBank genome assembly.
CAGGGAACCACGUCGCUGACCGACUUCAAAGAUCCCAGGAGCCGAAACGACUGGGGAAAAGGUCAUGCCAUCGCCCCGACGAUGAUCACCACCGCCAAUGCACCGGUCUGCCCUCCCGAGGUCCGGGAGCUGCCGGGCCCCCGCAGCGGCUUCGGCGCCCACAUCCACCGCCAUCCUGACAACCACGAUAAGCGCUUCUUCAACACGACUCACGGCGAGUUCUAUGGGGAGGGCAGCCGCCAGAAGGUGACCCGGGACGCUUACUCCAUCCCCCACGCCGCGGGGCUCAGCGCGGAGCACACCGAGGGCCGGGUGAACGGCAUGAAGGUGGGCAUGCUUUGCGGCGAGGCGUACAAUGACUCUUCCAACCCCGGCUCCAACACAAGGACGCAGCGGAGUUGGCUGUACCAGGGAGACCCGGCGCUGAAGAACCUCCACCACGCCGGCAAGAAGCCCAGCUUGCCCUCCUUCGACACGGAGCUGUCCCUGCCCUUGGGCGAGGGCGCCAUGUCCAAAGUCCGGGCGGACCUCAAGGCGAGGCAAGGCCGUCUCUACCGAGUGGCGACCCACAUCACCAAGGGCAACCACAAGAGGCCGGGCAUCUCCAUCUUUCAGGAUGACGUGAUUGAGACGAGUCAGAGCUGACCCGUUUGACAAGAGAAAGACACACCAACUUGGACAAUUCGAAAGGACUCCUAGCUUCUUCUUGCUUUUUUGUUUCAUUUCAUUUCGAAUCUCCAGUUCCAGCUUCAACCAGCCUCAACUUAGGCUGUUGAAGUUGCCCCACCCAGAGGAGUGUGCGGGCAAACGGGCGAAUCAUUCCGCCGCCUUCCGCUCGCCCGAUAGCCGGCUGUCAAACAGCCGCGACUUGACUCAGGAAGGUUAGAGGUGCCUGCGGGCUGCUCAUCCACCUGCGCAGCAAAC